UUUCUAUACACAAACCAAACUGAUCCAUAACGAGAUCGGAGACUCAACUGUUACCACACACACACAAGACACAAACUAACCAAUUGAUACAACGUUGUGCUGGUAACUGGUGUUCUGUCGGGUGCAUGUGCAUCUAUCAGUAUUUCAUUCAGCAAUGGUAGUCUCAGUUUGUAGUAUCAACACUAACCCCAUAGCAUUAGCAACACCAUCUUUCUCUUUCAAGUCUCUCAAGUUCCCUCCCUUCUGGCCAACGCAAAAGGUGAAGAUGGGUCCUCUGAGUGUGUCUCCGAUGGGGUUUGGAACGUGGGCAUGGGGCAAUCAGUUUCUCUGGGGGUACCAGGAAUCCAUGGAUAACGAGCUCCAACAAGUCUUCAACAUGGCUGUCGACAACGGCAUCAAUCUCUUUGACACUGCCGAUUCUUAUGGCACUGGAAGGUUAAAUGGCCAGAGCGAGAAGCUUCUGGGGAGGUUCAUUCGAGAAUUUCAAGAGCAAAAGGGGAGCCAGCGUGAUAUAGUGAUUGCUACAAAGUUUGCAGCAUAUCCAUGGCGCCUUACACCAGGGCAGUUUGUGAAUGCUUGCAGGGCGUCACUAGAUAGAAUGCAAAUUGAUCAAAUUGGGAUAGGACAGCUACAUUGGUCAACUGCAAACUAUGCUCCUUUGCAGGAGAUAGCUCUUUGGGAUGGUUUAGUGGCAAUGUACGAGAAGGGAUUAGUUAAAGCAGUUGGAGUGAGUAAUUAUGGACCAAAGCAGCUUUUAAAGAUACAUGAUUACCUGAAAGACCGUGGAGUCCCCUUAUGCUCAGCCCAGGUGCAAUUUUCUUUGAUAAGCAUGGGGAAAGAUCAACUAGAGAUCAAGAGUAUAUGCGACUCUCUGGGUAUUCGCAUGAUUGCUUAUAGUCCUCUAGGACUUGGAAUGCUUACUGGGAAAUACUCACCAUCCGAACUUCCUAGUGGGCCAAGGGCGUUGCUAUUUAAGCAAAUACUUCCGGGACUGGAUCCUUUAUUGAGUUCCUUGAGAAAUAUUGCAAAUAAACGGCGCAAAACCAUGUCACAAGUUGCUAUAAAUUGGUGCAUAUGCAAAGGUACUGUUCCAAUUCCUGGAGUCAAGUCCAUUAAACAAGUAGAGGAAAAUUUGGGUGCUCUUGGAUGGCGCCUCUCCUCAGACGAGUUGCUUCAGUUGGAGUAUGCAGCAAACGAAUCACCUCGCAGGAUGAUCCAAAACGUUUUCCAAACUAGAUAAUACAUGGAGCGAGACCUCAGCACAAGGUGCGGACGAAAAACAACGCGUAAUCUUACACACGUAUGGUCACAGGUUUAUAUCAUCUGGUAUCAUGAAAGGUGUAGAGCAUGCAAUAAUUCGAUAGUUUCACUAGUCCAGGAUAAUUGACAAUGAAUCCUUCUGAUUGUGAGUGUCA
Messenger RNA from Cajanus cajan (pigeon pea), 1415 nucleotides. It is a transcript of the gene PLR1, whose product is annotated as NAD(P)-linked oxidoreductase superfamily protein. The record is from RefSeq and is a predicted model, not a curated record. Gene Ontology annotation, cellular component: cytoplasm. NCBI's taxonomy places the organism in Eukaryota, Viridiplantae, Streptophyta, Magnoliopsida, Fabales, Fabaceae.